AUGCAAAGUUUCAGCUAUCAUGUCCUGCGCGAUCCGGCCAUCUACACGAAAUUGAAGAAGGAGCUCGACGAUGCCACUCAAUCUGCUCAGCUGUCGGGAAUGCCGCAGUGGAACGAGGUUCAAGCUCUUCCAUACUUCCAGGCCUGCCUGAAGGAAGCGAUGCGUGUCAGACCUGCGGUAGGCUUGAAUAUCACUCGUCUCGUACCUCCAGCAGGAGCAGAAAUCGAAGGCAACAGUCUUCCAGGAGGAACGCAAGUUGCUCUUAACGGAUGGGUCCUACAUCGCGACCAAGAAAUCUUCGGCGCAGACGCGCAUCUCUUUCGCCCGGAGAGAUGGCUAGAAGGUGAUGCGAAGACGAUGGAGAGAUACAUGUUCCAGGUGAGUCUUCAUCAAACACAUCUCGUCUUCGCGCUUGUGCUGAUCAUUGGGUAG
Cercospora beticola is the source of this 432-nucleotide messenger RNA. NCBI's taxonomy places the organism in Eukaryota, Fungi, Ascomycota, Dothideomycetes, Mycosphaerellales, Mycosphaerellaceae. The record is from RefSeq and is a predicted model, not a curated record.